This is a messenger RNA of Candoia aspera, 1923 nucleotides long. RefSeq names its product apoptosis-inducing factor 3-like. Gene Ontology annotation, cellular component: cytoplasm. The record is from RefSeq and is a predicted model, not a curated record. NCBI's taxonomy places the organism in Eukaryota, Metazoa, Chordata, Lepidosauria, Squamata, Candoiidae. Gene Ontology annotation, molecular function: oxidoreductase activity, acting on NAD(P)H; flavin adenine dinucleotide binding; 2 iron, 2 sulfur cluster binding.
UUCCUCCUAGCAAAGCUCCAGGUUCUCUGCUUUUCUGCUUUUACAGGGCAGCUGGGGGAGGGGGGGCAGGGGGAGGCUUCCAACCCAGGUGCAGGAGGACUCAGGGUCAUGCUGUUAUCACCAGCACUUCCUUUGAUCCCAAUCCAUGGACUGGGGGGGGGGGUGCCUCCUUAGGAGGUUAUCACAGGGGGGUGGCUUCUUGGGGUGACUGCCCUUGGCCAAGGCUGCUCCAUCCCUCCUGGGUGCAGGAUGCGGGAAGUGGAGGUGACCGGCCACCCCGUACUGCUGGUGAGGGAGCACCUGAAGUUUAGAGCGCUGGGGAGCAGAUGCCCUCAUGCUGGAGCCCCUCUCUGCAAAGGCUACUUGGCACGGGGCCGGUUGCGUUGCCCCUGGCAUGGUGCCUGCUUCAGCACUGAGACUGGUGACAUUGAGGAAUACCCCACCCUGGACUGUCUCCCCGUUUUCCAAGUCGCCGUGAAGGAGGGGCAGGUGUACAUCUUGGCCAAGAUGAAGGAUCUUGAAAGGAGUUGCAGAGUGAAGCUCAUGGCCAAGCAGUGCCAGCUGAACCCCCAGACGGUGCUGCUUCUUGGAGCAGGCCCCGCUGCUCUGACUUGUGCCGAGACGCUCCGACAGGAAGGCUUCACUGGCAGGAUCAUCAUGGCCACUCGGGAGAAGCACCUUCCCUAUGACAGAACAAAACUGAGCAAGGAAUUGGGGGCUGCAGCAGAGAGCAUUUAUCUCCGGACUCAGAGUUUCUUGGAUGCGCACGACAUUGAAGUCUGGAAGCAGAGAGAGGUGGUGUCUCUGGAUCCCACGGGCAAAAUGGCCCACUUCCGGGGUGGGACAUGCCAGGCAUACAACAGCCUGCUGAUCGCCACAGGCAGCAGGCCCCGGCCACUCAAGUGCCCAGGGUCGAAUCUGGAGAACGUCUGCAUGCUCCACACACCUGAAGAUGCCCAGCGGAUCCUGGACUUGGCUGUGGGCAAAGCCGUAGUGAUCGUGGGAGCUUCUUUCGUUGGGAUGGAGGUAGCAGCCAGCCUUGUUGGCAAAGCAGCCCACCUUCAGGUGGUGGAAAGAGAAGAGCUCCCCUGCCAGCUGGCCCUUGGAGGUCAGGUGGGCACUGUGGCCAUGAAGAUGCUGGAAGCCCAGGGAGUUCAGUUCCACCUAAAGGCGGAUGUGGCACAACUGCAGGGAGAAGACGGGAAGGUCACAAGCGUCGUUCUUGGCAAUGGUUCUGUUCUUCCUGCAGACCUGGUGGUCGUGGGGAUCAGCGUCACCCCGAAUUCCACUUUUGUCCAGGGAAGCACCAUCAGGCUCGACCGCAGUGGCGCCAUCCUGGUGGACCUGUCCAUGCAGACCAGCACCCCAUCUGUCUUCGCUGCUGGGGACGUGGCCUCCUUCCCUGUGGCUCUGCUGGGUGGGAAGACCGCAGCCCUCCAUCACUGGCAGAUUGCCCAAGCCCACGGACGCGUGGCCGCACUUAACAUGCUUCAGAAGCAGGAGCGGCUGGUGCCAUUCUUUUGGACCAAGCUGCAGUCAAAGAGCAUCCGAUAUGCAGGCUGCGGGACGGGCUACACGGAAACGGUGCUGAAAGGCCUUCUGGAGCAGGAGAGGUUCCUCCUCUUCUACAUCAGGGAUGGCUUCGUGACUGCAGCUGCCAGCCUGAACUCUGACCCCCUGGUGGCCCUGGUGGCCGAGGCCCUGCACUCAGGGAAGAGCAUCUCCAAGCAAGAGGCAGAGUAAGUCCCUUCCCAAGACUGCCAGCCCUUGAGCGCUUUGUGCCAGCCCCCUUUGAGCCAAGCCAUUUCUUUGCAGGAUGAUGGCAGAGAGAAAGGAGCUGCAGAAGAGUGAGACGCCCCUGUGGCCUGUGGGAACGGGCAGAGGGCACCACCUCAUCUGGCGGAAAUAAACCAGGAGCACGAA